Zonotrichia leucophrys gambelii is the source of this 1038-nucleotide messenger RNA. It is a transcript of the gene MED30, whose product is annotated as mediator complex subunit 30. Bases 168 to 707 code for a protein of 179 amino acids. Gene Ontology annotation, molecular function: transcription coregulator activity. Gene Ontology annotation, cellular component: mediator complex. The record is from RefSeq and is a predicted model, not a curated record. Gene Ontology annotation, biological process: positive regulation of DNA-templated transcription. NCBI's taxonomy places the organism in Eukaryota, Metazoa, Chordata, Aves, Passeriformes, Passerellidae. The transcript is spliced from 5 exons.
GCCGGCAGAUCCGGGGCACGGCCCGAGUGCGGCGGGACCGGGAGUGCGGUGGCACCGGCGCGUCCGCGGCGGCUGCAGGGCGGAGCGGGGCCGGGGAACGCUGCGAGGCCGGGGCACCGCUUCGCCCCGGGAGCCGCUUGCCCUGGUGUGACGGGUCGAGGCGGGAGAUGUCCACUCCGCCCCUGGCCGGGGCAGGGAUGCCGCCGGGCGCCUUCUCCGGGACCCAGGCUCAGGCUGCCCGCGAGGUGAACACGGCUUCGCUCUGCCGCAUCGGCCAGGAGACCGUGCAGGACAUCGUCUUCCGAACCAUGGAAAUCUUCCAGCUACUGAGGAACAUGCAGUUACCAAAUGGUGUUACUUAUCAUACUGCAACAUAUCAAGACAGACUGGCAAAGCUGCAGGAACAUCUCCGCCAGCUAUCAAUACUCUUCAGAAAACUGAGAUUAGUCUAUGACAAAUGUAAUGAAAACUGUGCUGGGCUCGAUCCUGUUCCCAUAGAACAACUUAUUCCAUAUGUUGAAGAAGAUGGCUCCAAGCAUGAUGAUCGUGGUGCUGCAAGUCAGCUUCGUUUUGCUACUGAAGAGAGAAGGGAAAUCAUGGAAGUUAAUAAGAAACUGAAACAGAAGAAUCAGCAGCUGAAGCAGAUCAUGGAUCAGUUACGAAAUCUUAUUUGGGACAUAAAUGCCAUGUUGGCAAUGAGGAACUGAACAAGGAAAAUCAAUCUUUGUACCUGAAGAAGAUACAAAUCUGUUUGGAUAUACUUAACUUCCUUCUAAGAAGUAACAUCUUUUUCCACAAUUAUAUUGCAGUAAUGUUUGAAAAGUCUCAAAGAUUAAAAUGUUGGGUUUUUUUCUAGUAAUGUAAAUGGUUUUGGGUUUGUUUUUAUAGAAGAUUCAUUGUGUAAGUUUUACCUCUGUGAUUCUACUUACAGCCUCAGUAAUUUACUGUAGUAGUUUGGAUUCCUAUGCAGAAAGGGGGUUUAUAAAUUAAGUGUUUCUGAAUUUUCUUUAUAAUACAAUUAAAAAUUAUAAAAACGUA